This is a messenger RNA of Cuculus canorus (common cuckoo), 2045 nucleotides long. It is a transcript of the gene ZNF703, whose product is annotated as zinc finger protein 703. The record is from RefSeq and is a predicted model, not a curated record. Lineage: Eukaryota; Metazoa; Chordata; Aves; Cuculiformes; Cuculidae. The transcript is spliced from 2 exons. Gene Ontology annotation, biological process: negative regulation of DNA-templated transcription. Gene Ontology annotation, cellular component: nucleus. Bases 14 to 1600 code for a protein of 528 amino acids.
CCCCCCGCCCCAAAUGAGCGCGGCCCCCGGCGGGCCCCGGCCGAGGACCCCGCCGAGCCGCGGAGCAGCGCCCUCGCCCCGGCCGCCCCCCGCCGACCCGCAGCGCCAAGCCGGCCGGCUGCCCAUCCGCGUCCUGAAGAUGCUUAGCGCGCACGGCGGGCACCUCCUGCACCCCGAGUACCUCCAGCCGCUCUCCUCCACGCCCGUCAGCCCCAUCGAGCUGGACGCCAAGAAGAGCCCGCUGGCACUGCUGGCCCAGACCUGCUCGCAGAUCGGCAAACCCGACCCGCCACCCUCGUCCAAGCUGAACGCCGUGGCCUCCGCCGGGCUGCCCGCCACCGAGAAGGAGCCCACCGCUCGCCCCACCGCCCUGAAGCCCCCCGGCAGCGGGGACACCCCGACCGAGGACAAGUCCAGCUUCAAACCCUACUCGAAAGGCAGCGGGGAGCCCCGAAAGGAGGGUGGCACGGACAAAGCCGGCUUUCGUGUGCCCAGCGCCGCUUGCCCGCCGUUCCCUCCGCACGCCGCCGCCUCGCCUGGCAGCUCUCGGGGCGCCUCGCCGCAGCACGCCGACCCCAAGGGUGCUGAGGAGAAGAAGGAGCCCGAGGGGGGCAAACCGAGCCCCGAGGGAACGGGCGGGGGGCUGGGGCGCGGGGCGGCGGAGCCUGGGGCGCAUGGCGAGCCCCCUUCGGGGCGCAAAUCAGAGCCCCCCGCCUUGCCGCCCGCCGGCCAUGUGGCCCCCGUCUCGCCCUACAAGCCCGGCCACUCUGUCUUUCCGCUGCCUCCCUCCAGCAUCGGCUACCACGGCUCCAUCGUCGGCGCCUACGCCGGUUAUCCAUCCCAGUUCGUGCCCGGGCUGGAUCCCACCAAACCGGGCUUGGUGGGCAGCCAGCUGCCAGGGGCGCUGGGGCUGCCGGGGAAGCCGCCCAGCUCCAGCCCGCUCACCGGAGCCUCGCCGCCAUCCUUCAUGCAGGGAUUAUGCCGGGACCCGUAUUGCCUGAGCUACCACAGCGCCUCGCACCUGGGCUCCAGCAACUGCUCCAGCUGCGUGCACGAUCCCGGCAGCCUGAAGAGCGGAUACCCUUUGGUGUACCCCACGCACCCCCUGCACUCGGUGCACACCACGCUCUCCUCCGGCGGCACCCCCAGCCUGCCGGGCCACCCCCUCUACACCUACGGCUUCAUGCUGCAGAACGACCCCCUGCCCCACAUAUGCAACUGGGUGUCUGCCAGCGGACCCUGCGACAAGAGGUUUGCCACCUCGGAGGAGCUGCUCACCCACCUACGGACCCACACGGCUUUACCGGGGGCGGAAAAACUCUUGGCGGGUUACCCUACCUCCGGGCUGGGCUCCGCAGCCUCCUGCCACCUCCACCUCCCGCCCGCCGCCCCCGGGAGCCCCAACACGUUACCGGCCUCCCUUUCCUUGAGGAGCCCACACACUUUGGGACUAAACAGGUACCAUCCCUACGGGAAGAGCCAUUUGCCCACAGCCGGCGCCCUGCCCGUGCCCUCCUUGCCGGCCGCUGGACCUUACUACUCUCCGUACGCGCUCUACGGCCAAAGACUAACGUCAGCUUCUGCACUGGGAUAUCAGUAACUACGGCAGCCCCUUCCCCUGCUCCGGCCUCUCCGCGCCCCUCGCUCCCUCCUUGGACUGUGUAUUUAUUUACUGUAUGUUAGCUUAAAGCUGGGAAUAUAAGUGCAUUAAUCCGCCACUGAAGCGAUGGUAUGCAAAAAGUCUGUGUCCAAAAAAAAAAAACCAGAUAAAAAAAAAAAACAGAAAAAAAAAAAAAAACCCAGAAAAAAAAACCCUCCUUCCUUUGCAGGUGCGGGGCUUUGAUUUUUUCCCUUCUGUUUCUUUUGCAUUUUUUUUCCCCCUCCUCCUUAAUUUCCCCCGUGAGAAAUUCUUGCAUGACUCCUGACACACAAGGAUUUAAAACAAAAAGGCGUUUUCCUCCUCCCCCUCCACGUUUAUCGUUCUGGGAUUCUGUUCUGCAUUUGUAAACUUAACAGAUGUAUUUUUUUUUUUUUUAAUUUUUUUC